ACAAAAAGUAUAGAUAUGGGCCAUCUUACCUACCAUUAUGGUUGACUCGUAUCCCGCCACUUCUUGAUUUUCUCCGUCACACUCUUCCUCUCUGUUCAUAGGAUGCCUAUGCUUCUCACUGCCCGUCGGUCCGCCCCAAUCCGCCUCCACACCUGGUGUUCAAUUAUCUCGAGACCCUCUUUCUCGAUUCAGCAACCCUUUUCAUUCCUUUCUCCCUACCCAAAGCCUCAAUUUCUGUUUAAAAAUAUCUUCAAUUUUCGAAGAAUUUCGACUCGGGCAUUCGAUAUAGAGAGAAAUGAAGUUGCGUCGGAUCAAGAUGAGAAAGUUGAAGUGGGAAGCCAGUUGGGGGAUAGUAAUGAUAAUGGAAGCAUUGGGGGAUGUAAUGAUGAUACGUAUCCGAGUGGGGAGUUUGUGUUCAGGGAGUAUGACCUGUGGGAUAGUUUUGCAGUGAAGCUUAAGAUGGUAUUUGCACUUCCCUGGGAGAGGGUGAAGAAGGGCAGUGUUCUUACCAUGAAAAUACGCGGACAGAUAUCAGAUCAAUUGAAGGGCCGUUUCUCCUCGGGAUUAUCUUUACCUCAAAUUUGCGAGAAUUUCAUAAAAGCAGCUUAUGAUCCACGUAUUGUGGGUAUCUAUCUCCACAUUGAACCACUGAGUUGUGGUUGGGGAAAAGUUGAAGAAAUUCGAAGGCACAUAUUGGAUUUUAAGAAGUCAGGUAAGUUCAUUGUGGGUUAUGUGCCUGCAUGUGGAGAGAAAGAAUACUACAUCGGCAGUGCUUGUGAAGAGCUCUAUGCCCCGCCAAGUGCCUACUUUCAUUUGUAUGGGUUGACUGUUUCAGCAUCAUUCCUUAGGGGUGAGUUGAUUCCAGUGGUUUUCAAAAGUGAUCUACUAUUUUUUAAUAUUAAGAAAAGACAAAAGAUAGCAUCAACCCAGAGACUCUGUAUUUGAGGUUAGAUGCGGAUU
Olea europaea var. sylvestris is the source of this 960-nucleotide messenger RNA. RefSeq names its product serine protease SPPA, chloroplastic-like. The record is from RefSeq and is a predicted model, not a curated record. The transcript has 3 exons. NCBI's taxonomy places the organism in Eukaryota, Viridiplantae, Streptophyta, Magnoliopsida, Lamiales, Oleaceae. The coding region runs from base 103 to 945 and encodes 280 amino acids.